This is a messenger RNA of Mobula hypostoma (lesser devil ray), 3997 nucleotides long. It is a transcript of the gene grip1, whose product is annotated as glutamate receptor interacting protein 1. NCBI's taxonomy places the organism in Eukaryota, Metazoa, Chordata, Chondrichthyes, Myliobatiformes, Myliobatidae. The transcript has 26 exons. Bases 411 to 3995 code for a protein of 1194 amino acids. The record is from RefSeq and is a predicted model, not a curated record. Gene Ontology annotation, biological process: neurotransmitter receptor transport, endosome to postsynaptic membrane. Gene Ontology annotation, molecular function: protein binding.
GAAUGAAUUUAGCAGGGUUUGUUCUGCCUUUUCAGUUGGUGCAGUCUGUUGAAAUUAACGCACGCCCAUCCCUGUGAUGGAAUAAGUAAGAGAGACGUUUGAGAGACGGCUCCAAGAAUAUUCGAGCUGUUCAUUUGAACUUUGUUCAUCGUUUAUUUCGUGUUUUGGAAUCGCGCCAAGCCUAUUUCUCUGAUCUUUUGUAAAUCUUAGUUUGACACCCCCGAUGAAGCCCCUUUGCUUUAUCCGGUAGAUAAUAACUGCUUUGUCGAAGGUGUUUGAGGUAGCGGCGUGCAGCUGCCUUGAAGUCCUUGCCUGUUCCCUCGUUGAUGGUUUGUCUGCUUUGUACUGAACUUUGUUGCUGACAAACAGACCCUUGACGGGGAGCGAGUUAGCGGAGUGCUGGCGUCGGGAUGGACCGCUUUUUGAACAUGAUGAAACAAGUGAAAAGAACAAGGAGGAGGAAAAGCAAGAAGUAUAGGCCGGAGGAGGAUUACCACGAGGGCUAUGAAGAUGUUUAUUAUUACGCUUCUGAACAACUGCAUAAUGAAGGACCAUAUGCCAAAUCUACAAACCAAUCAAAAGCCACAGAAGGCACUUUGGCAGUCCGAAGACAAAGUAUUGCAGAAGAAUUCAUGGGUCAAACUAUAGUAGAGUUGAUGAAAAAGGAAGGCAGCACCCUGGGUCUCACAGUAUCAGGUGGAAUAGACAAGGAAGGCAAGCCCAGAGUAUCCAAUCUACGACCUGGAGGAAUUGCUGCAAGAAGCGAUCAGUUAAAUAUUGGAGACUACAUCAAAUCUGUCAAUGGAAUCAACUUAACAAAAUUCAGGCACGAUGAAAUCAUCAGUCUCCUGAAGAAUGUUGGUGAGAGAGUGGUUCUUGAGGUGGAAUAUGAACUGCCUCCUGUUUCUGUGCAGGGCUCCGGUAUUAUCCUGAAAACUGUCGAAGUGACUUUGCACAAAGAAGGCAACACGUUCGGAUUUGUGAUCAGAGGAGGAUCUCAUGAAGACAGGAAUAGAUCUCGCCCAAUUGUAAUAACGUGUGUUAGAGCCGGGGGACCAGCAGACAGAGAAGGCACGAUAAAGGUUGGCGACAGACUUUUGAGUGUCGAUGGAAUUCGGCUUUUUGGAACAACUCAUGCAGAAGCCAUGAGCAUUCUCAAACAGUGUGGCCAGGAAGCAACGUUAAUAAUCGAAUAUGAUGUGUCUGUAAUGGAUUCUGUGGCAAAUGCUUCUGGCCCGCUGAUGGUGGAAGUGGCAAAAACCCCUGGUUCAAGCUUGGGCAUUGCUUUAACUACCUCACUAUACUGUAACAAGCAAGUGAUCGUCAUAGACAAAAUAAAGGCUGCCAGCAUCGCUGACAGAUGUGGAGCUUUACAUGUUGGAGAUCACAUCCUUUCGAUCGAUGGCACCAGCAUGGAGUAUUGCACGUUAGCUGAGGCAACGCAGCUCUUAGCCAGUACCUCCGAACAUGUAAAACUAGAGCUACUUCCAUAUCACCAAACGCGAUUUGCUUUGAAGGGACCAGAACACGUCAGGGUUCAGAGGAGCAGCAGACAACUUGCCUGGGAUACCUGUGGAAGCAACAACAGCAACUUCCUCACCUACCAGCCCUAUAACACCUACCACCCUGACCAAUGCAGGAUGGCGACCUCGAAAUGCCAGAAACAUCCUCAAAACAAUCUCCCUGCUCUGGUGUCAACGUCAUUUCCUCCUACCUCCAUGAGCGCCUACAGCCUGAGCUCCCUGAAUAUGGGGACCCUACCUCGCAACCUCUAUCCAACAAGUCCACGAGGAACUCUGAUGAGAAGGAAAUUGAAAAAGAAAGACCACAAGAGCUCUUUGUCUUUAGCCUCCAGCACGGUUGGUUCUGCCGGACAGAUUGUUCACACAGAAACUGCAGAAGUGGUUCUAACCAGUGACCCAAUCGUCGGGUUUGGAAUUCAGCUCCAGGGAGGUGUUUUUGCCACAGAGACCUUGUCUUCCCCACCACUGAUCGCAUACAUUGAACCUGACAGCCCAGCAGAAAGGUGUGGGUUGCUGCAGGUGGGAGACCGAAUUCUGACCAUCAAUGGAAUCCUGACGGAGGACAGCACGCUGGAGGAAGCCAACCAGCUCCUUCGAGAUUGUGUCAUCAACAGCAAAGUCACUCUAGAAGUAGAGUUUGAUGUUGCAGAAUCAGUUGUUCCGAGCAGUGGCACGUUUCACGUGAAGCUCCCGAAGAGAAGCGGAGUGGAGCUUGGCAUUACCAUCAGCUCACCUGCAAGCAGACGACCAGGAGAUCCUCUCAUUAUUUCUGACAUCAAAAAGGGAAGUGUUGCGCACAGGACGGGAACUUUAGAACUGGGGGACAAACUUCUCGCCAUUGACAGCGUCCGCUUGGAUAACUGCUCCGUGGAAGAUGCAAUCCAAAUCCUUCAUCAGUGCGAGGAACUUGUGAAGCUCAAGAUACGCAAAGACGAAGACAAUUCAGAUGAACAAGAGAGUUCUGGGGCAAUCAUUUACACUGUGGAGCUAAAACGUUAUGGUGGUCCAUUAGGAAUUACCAUAUCUGGCACUGAAGAACCCUUUGAUCCAAUAGUCAUCUCAAGUCUAACAAAAGGUGGAUUGGCUGAAAGGACUGGUGCCAUUCAUAUUGGAGACAGAAUCCUGGCUAUAAACAGCAGGAGCCUGAAGGGUAAACCUUUAAGUGAGGCCAUUCAUCUCCUACAGAUGGCAGGGGAAACAGUCACGCUGAAGAUUAAAAAACAGCUUGAUAAGUCCAGUCCUAAAAAAUCAUCAGUCUCAGGCCGACUGAGUGAAUUGAGCGAUGCAGAAGAUGAAAUUCCCACUGCACAAAAGCCAACCAAGCUGUGUGAGAUGUACUCAGCUACGAUACCCAGUGUGGACAGUGCGGUGGAAUCGUGGGAUGGGUCAGGCAUAGACACCAGCUAUGGAAGUCAAGUUCCAUCUGGAUAUCAAGCCUCUGGUUACAGCCUUCACGCACAUGAAUGGAAAACUGCUAAACUGACAUAUCCACCUGCCAACAGGCACCAUAACCCUUAUCACGAUAUCACACUGAGUGAUGAUGAAUGGGAAAGACCCACCACUAGUGGCCUCAAGAUUCGCAAUACCAUUUCGUCAACCGUGAGUGGUGUGAGCCAGUGGUUUCCAGAAAUAGGUGGGGAUAAUCCAUGUCUUCAAGAAAACUUAAGUUAUGUAGGUGGACAAGAUGGGUUAGAAGCAGAUCAGGAAGAAAAUUUUUGGUCCCAGGCCUUGGAAGAUUUAGAAACCUGUGGUCAAUCAGGAAUCCUGAGGGAAUUGGAGGAACCUAGCUCCUCUUUAAAGAUGGAUGCCAACCAAAAGGAUCUGAAUUUGAAAGACUUGGCUUUAUUGGCAACAAUCAUGUCCGGAAGCACACUGUGUCUGAAUGAUGAAAACAGCCUGACACACAGGCCACUGGGAAGACAAUCAAGCUUCCAAGAGAAAAAUGCUGUCAGGGCACAUUACACCCAGGUUGCCCGUAGCAACACUUUACCGUCAGAUGGCGUGAGAUCAAAGUCAUUUGCUAUUAGGAAGAUCAAGCAAGAAAUGAAAGAGAUCAUGUCACCAACACCAGUGGAGCUGCAUAAGGUAACACUAUACAAAGAUUCAGACAUUCAGGAUUUUGGAUUCAGUGUUUCAGAUGGCCUGCUGGAGAAGGGUGUAUAUGUAAACAACAUUCGCCCAAAUGGACCAGCUGCUCUUGGUGGAGUCAAGCCCUAUGACAGGUUAUUACAGGUAAACCAUAUUCGUACCAGAGACUUUGAUUGCUGCCUGGUGGUGCCAUUAAUUGCAGAUUCUGGCAAUAAACUUGAAUUGGUCAUCAGCAGAAACCCACUGGCUUCUCAGGAGGUGCUCUCUGAAGAUCAGUCUUUACAACUAGAAGAAUGGAAUGAGCUGGACGAAGUUCAUGGUUAUAGGCAACAGAAAGGAAGGCUUGGCAGUAGUGAGCUCCAAGAAAAUACCAACACAUUGUAGUG